GCAAGGGACUUCCUGGCAACUGUUCUACCUACAUCACAUAAGCCUAGUAACGGUCAAACAAUUUGGUUUUUACGGUCAGGUACAUCACUUCUUAGCUUUAGACACUCUCACUGGAGGAGAAGAGUUUAAAAUUGUAACAAGAUUUCAUUUGAGAAGCUUUGUUUAUCCAUUUACUAAACCUAGGCCCAUUUGGUGGAAAUGUGCAAAGGUUGUAGUAGUCAGUGUUACAGCAGUUGUGGUAACAGCAUGCCAUUGCACUAGCAGUGAAGCAAAGUUUUUCUUUUUCUGGAUGUCAUCACCCUGACAGGGACAACAUCUUCACAGAGCUCAGUCACUUUCAUCAUAUUCAGCAAUCUUGGGGAAACGGCCAGGUUUCCCACCUGCUUACCAUCUCUCAUCUUAUUCAGAAGACCUUCAGCUUUCUGUGUCUUGCCAAGUGUCACAGGCUGUGACAACUACAGCUCAGGGGACUGUGUGGCCACCACCAGCUGCAAAGAACUAAUUUGCUGGAGGAACAAAAGACAUGCCACACGAGAUGGCUCAUCAUACGUGGUUGUACGAGGUCCUGGGAGAACUGCAGCAGCAUUCUACAGUCAUAGGGAAAGUAUGGCUCACAGCCCUGUUCAUCAUCCGUGUUCUGGUCUUGGGAAUUACAGCCGAGUAUACUUGGAAGGAUGAGCAGUCAGAGUUCAGCUGCGAUACACUGCAACCAGGUUGUAAAAAUGUGUGCUUUGACAAGGUCUUUCCAAUUUCUCAUGUGAGAUACUGGAUCCUGCAGAUUAUAUUUGUCUCAAUACCAACUCUCCUUUAUACUGGGCAUAUCAUACAUACAAUCCAGAAGGAACAGCAAAGGAAACGGAAGGUGUUGUCAUCAACAUAUAAAGGUAGCAAUAUUGCAAAGUCUUCUCAACAAACAAACACAUACCAGGAAGAUAACAUGGAGCUGUCUUACAAUGAUGAGAUUCAUGGUCACUACAAAGUACAAGGUUUAUUGCUGGAAACCUAUAUCUCUAGUAUUUUGUUUCGAAUUGUAUUAGAAAUGGGUUUUGUCAUAGGCCAGUACAAGCUAUAUGGUAUAUUCCUCCAAGCCUUGUAUGUCUGCAAGCACUGGCCAUGCCCACAGCCAGUAAACUGUUUUGUUUCAAGACCAACAGAAAAAAACAUUUAUAUUGUUAUCAUGUUGGGAGCAGCAGGUUUAUCUCUGUUUCUGAGCCUUGCUGAAAUACUUUACCUGGGAAAUAAAAGGUUGGCAAAAUACCUAAAUAAAACUUUGAGAGCUUCGCCAAAGGCUACAUUAGAAGACAGAUGGUCAAAAGAGCUGAAAUUGCAAAACAGCCCACAAGGAAACUAUGCAUCACUCUUUUACAUAACCCCUAAUAUGGAAAUCCCUAAUCCACAGAGAAACAAACUGAUCUCCUCACAAAUAUCUGACAACUUUGCAGAAGAGCAACAUCAAACUUCUAGGGAGCCAGAAAAUGAGCACAACAUUAACAUGAAUUACGCACAGAACUGCUCGACUGCCCAACUUGCCACAGAACGAUAUUACAAAGAAAAACACCACGUCAACAGGACUAGUGGUUUGAGUAGCCGGACAAGAUCUGAUGACCUAGCAGUGUAGCUCUGGAUAGAUUUUUAAUAUAAACUGUUAACUGUGUGCUGGAGGAACAGAGGAAAAAAUAAUGCUUCAAGCUACCAAAGGUGCACAUUUUCCCAUAAAAAUUGCUUCUAACAGACCCUACAUUUCUUUAUAUCUCCAGACGUUCAGAGAGAGAGCAAACAGUCUGCUGAAAAAAUGUCCAAUAUGCAGUGACAUUUCCAGAGUUUUACAUAAUCUAUAUGUCAUACAUAACGCAUAUCAGAAGGUUAAUAGAAAGUACACCUAGAAAGGUUAGUUGCUGCUCACCGAUAUGUUCUGAACUACUCGACUGCUGACAUUACAGUCCUGUGGAGUAAGGCCCCAUGUUUAUAACAGGACAUUAAAAUGAUUUCCUUUCUAUACACUAAAUAGCAGUAUUACAGUUCAGUUAAAUAGCUUCUUAUCUAAAAAGAUGUUUGCAAAUAAUGUCAAAGAAUAUGACUAUCCACCUUGUGCAGUUUUCCCUAUAGCUGCAGAUCCUGAUUGAAUUCUGGGUCAAUGUCCUCUCUCUCUCACUUUUGACAGACUUUUCUUAUUGUGCUGAAGUAUUUUUUUGCUCUGUCUCUUCCCUGACAGCAAGAGCAGUAAUAUUUGAGUAUUAAUAUGAUAUAAUUCUCGUUCCAUGAGUUCAGCGUCUGUGAAUUAUACUUGAGAUUAGCAAGUCAUGUUCCAGACAUUACAACAAUUCUAGUUUUAUUCAUUAUUUUAAGAUUAAUUAGCCAGGUAAAAAUUCAGAACUAAACACACAUGCUCUCAUUCCUACUCCAAAAAAACACAAUACUUUCUCACACUCAUCACCAAACUCCAACAUCUCUAUCACUAUUUUAACACCAGGCUCACCAUAAGUGGGGACAUCCACCCCAACACAGCUCCAAAUCCAUCCUGUCCAACACAAACUGUUCCAACGCAAUUGUCAUAACAUAAUACCCCCACUAUCUUCAUCCCUGGGCAAAUUAACAGCAGCAGUAAGAUGAACCAUCUUUUAAUGCUAAAUAUUAAUAUUAGAAGUAUCAAAAAUAAAAUACCUGAACUCUAGGCCGCAAUAGCACACCACUCCCCAGAUAUAGUUGCUUUAACAGAAACCUGGCUAAAUAAAAACAUAGCUAACUCAAAUGUUCUCCCUACUGGCUACAAUAUCA
This is a messenger RNA of Protopterus annectens (West African lungfish), 2775 nucleotides long. Its product is annotated as gap junction alpha-5 protein-like. The record is from RefSeq and is a predicted model, not a curated record. Gene Ontology annotation, cellular component: connexin complex. Bases 524 to 1618 code for a protein of 364 amino acids. Gene Ontology annotation, biological process: cell communication. The transcript has 2 exons. Lineage: Eukaryota; Metazoa; Chordata; Ceratodontiformes; Protopteridae.